AUGGCUACUGCUGACGGAGGCGCGUACAGUUACUCUCUCACCGUCUUCUCCCCAAGCGGGAAGCUGGUACAGAUUGAGCAUGCCUUGGCUGCCGUGUCUCAAGGCACGACAAGCUUGGGCAUUAAGGCAUCUAAUGGCAUAGUGAUCGCAACCGAGAAGAAAUCCUCGUCCAUCCUCAUUGAUGAUUCCAUGCUCGACAAGGUCGCUGUCAUCUGUCCCAAUAUCGGUAUCGUCUACUCGGGAAUGGGCCCAGACUUCAGAGUACUCGUCGCCAAAGCCCGCAAAAGCGCUCAGUCAUACUGGAAGAUCUAUGGAGAAUACCCUCCGACGCGAGUCCUCACUCAGGAAAUUGCAACAGUCAUGCAGCAGGCGACGCAAUCAGGUGGUGUCCGGCCUUAUGGGGUUUCUUUGCUCGUUGCCGGUUUCGAUACGAACCGAGGUCCAACUCUAUACCAGGUUGAUCCAUCAGGAUCCUUUUGGGCCUGGAAGGCCAGCGCGAUAGGAAAGAAUAUGACCAACGCAAAGACGUUUUUGGAGAAGCGGUACAACGAUGAUAUCAGUCUGGAAGACGCUAUCCACACCGCUCUGUUGACGCUGAAGGAGGGCUUCGAGGGGGAGAUGACAGAGAAGACGAUAGAGAUAGGGGUAGUAACGGUGCCAACCCCUGCUGAACUGGAAGCUGCAAGAGUGGGUGCGGCUAUAGGACGACCAAAACCCACCUUCCGAAAGUUGUCGGAGGAGGAGGUACGGGAUUAUUUGGCGCUUUAG
This is a messenger RNA of Stereum hirsutum FP-91666 SS1, 768 nucleotides long. RefSeq names its product proteasome-domain-containing protein. Gene Ontology annotation, cellular component: proteasome core complex; proteasome core complex, alpha-subunit complex. Bases 1 to 768 code for a protein of 255 amino acids. Gene Ontology annotation, biological process: ubiquitin-dependent protein catabolic process. The transcript is spliced from 5 exons. NCBI's taxonomy places the organism in Eukaryota, Fungi, Basidiomycota, Agaricomycetes, Russulales, Stereaceae. The record is from RefSeq and is a predicted model, not a curated record.